AUGCAGAACAAUACAGCAAAUAAAGAAAAGACGUGUGGUGGCUCCUUGAUUAGCAACACUUGGGUUCUUACGGCGGCCCAUUGUACAUUCGGGGCGGAAACUGUCAUCGUUAGAAUGGGUAGCAUUUUCAAAUUGUCUCCACUGAUAGAGCACACCGUGACCAGAGAGAAUAUUGUUAUCCAUGAGAACUUUAACAAAAAUACUUUGUUCAACGAUAUCUCACUUAUUCGCAUUCCACGUGUUGAAUUCAACAAAUUCAUUCAAGCGGUUGAGCUGCCAAAGUUGAAGACACAUCCUGAUACCUACACUGGACAUGACUCGAUUGCCACCGGCUGGGGACUUACUUUGAACGCUAGUAAUAUGUACCCCGAUGUACUGCAGUAUACACACUUUAUGAUCUUGAGCAUGAACAAUUGCACAGCAUCAUGGGGCAAAGAGAUCACUAAAUCAAACCUUUGCGUUUCUACUAAACGGGGCAACUCCAUUUGCAUUGGGGACUCUGGUGGCCCAUUGGUAGACUUUCCCAGCAUGGUUCAGAUCGGUAUAAGCUCCUUCGUUUACGGAGAUUGUUCGUCGAAGAUGCCGGCUGUCUUUGUAAGAGUGACUAGUUACCUUGGCUGGAUAUUGCGAGUCAUUAAAUCCUAA
This is a messenger RNA of Drosophila albomicans, 645 nucleotides long. RefSeq names its product serine protease 1-like. NCBI's taxonomy places the organism in Eukaryota, Metazoa, Arthropoda, Insecta, Diptera, Drosophilidae. Bases 1 to 645 code for a protein of 214 amino acids. The record is from RefSeq and is a predicted model, not a curated record. Gene Ontology annotation, biological process: proteolysis. The transcript is spliced from 2 exons. Gene Ontology annotation, molecular function: serine-type endopeptidase activity.